Molecule: messenger RNA, 2251 nt
Organism: Pelagomonas calceolata
Lineage: Eukaryota; Pelagophyceae; Pelagomonadales; Pelagomonadaceae
Source: the annotation of a GenBank genome assembly
GCCCUGAGAGCGGCGCUUAAUUUGCCCUGCGGGAGCCCAGGCAAGCUGCAGCGGCGCAAGGACAGGCACGAGGCAGCCUACCGAGGUCGCACCCCCCGCCGGAGGCUGCCCUUGUACGCAACCAAAGCGUUACCGCCACUGAGAGCGGCAAGGGAGAGACGCCAUGCCGCGCCGGCGCUACGACGACGACGACGAGGGCUUCCCCGACAUCCGCCAGAAGCCGGGCACGCCUUCCGAUAGUUUUGGCGGCGCCUACGGCCCGCCGGACUCCGAUAGCGAGAGUGGGUAUUCAAGACCGGGCACCGCCGGGAGCGGCGAAAGCGGAAGCGCCUCGCUGACCUUCGAGGACUGGCAGAAGAAGGCCGGCCUCGGUUCUAUCGGGGGCGAGGACGAGUUCUCGAAGACCGAUGGAAGUGCGCGCGACGCGCGGAGGCGCGACGUAGAUAACCCGGAAGGCUUCGAGGGGAAAUGGUCGAUGGCCGACCAGAAGAGCCGCUUGAAGGACAUGAUGCGCAAGGGCGGCAAGAUGGGCUCCAUGCACGACGUUGCUAAAGCUGCCAAAGCUGCGCAGAAAGCCGCUCAUAUUACUACGAGCAAGAACCCGGCGGCGACCAAAAGAGCGAAAGCUCGGGAGAAAGUAAUGAAGCAAAGGAAAGACCACGAGGCCUGGGUCGAGCAGUUAGCUGCUGUUUGUGACGCUACCAAUGUAGAAAAACAAAGAUUAGCUGCUGAAAUUAUAUUCUUGGAGCACAACAUGGACCGCAAGAAAUUGCUGCGCGUUAUUCUGCGACUCGGGAGAAUUAAGUUGUUUACGGGCUUCCAGACCUGGGAGCUCAACACCGUCAAGAAGGAUCGCUUGGCCAAACAAGCUGAAAUUGCGCGUAGAAAGGCCGAGAUCGAGGCCUUCUACGCCCAGAUUAAAGCUGAUGAGAUCGCGAAUGAAGAAAGACAGAAGGCCAUGCUCGAAGGGCGGCUCAAGAACACGUCCGAGGCGCAGUACCAGCUCAUCCUGAACAUCUUCAGCAAAAUGACCGGAGACAAGACGAGGGAGUACUACAGCAAGUGGAAGGGCAUGAUGAUCGACUUUCGGUCGAAGUUUGUGUUGAUGAAGCGCGUGCUGGGGCGACUGAUGUCGGCCAAGACCAAUUCCGCGUGGGGCAAGUGGUACUUCUGCACCUUCACGGUCGGCAAGAUGUCGUUGGAUGAUCAGAUCAAGGCCUUGCAGGAGGAACUCGCGAAGGCUCGGGCCUGGAAGGAGAAGGUCGAGAAGGAGGUGGAAGCGAUCGCGGACCGCAUGGCGCAAGCCAUGAUCGCCGGCGCGAGUGCGUCGCAGGUCGCUUUGCUCAAGAGAGUCCUGACGAAGUUCUGCCAGCUCCAUAUAAGGCAGGGCAUGAAGGCCUGGAAGGCCAAGGUGCACGGGCAAAAAACGGCCAAGCAGCGCAUGUCUACUGUUAUCAGACGUUUGGCGAAUUCGCAGCUCAACUACGGCUUCCGGAGGUGGUUGAUGGUGGCCGUGAAAGAUAAAAACAGUGCGGGGCAGCUCAAGAUGGAGCAGUUCCAGCGGGAGACGUCGGGUCUCAAGGAGCGGUGCGAGAACGUGGCUACAAGAAUAGUGGCGUUGAUGACCAAGGUCGAGCAGAUGCGCGAAAGCGUCCAGCUCCAAGCGAUCGCCGCGGAUCGCGUGGCCCACGGCCUGCCGGACUUGGUCGAGGAGUUCGCGAAUAUAGCUUAUAUUGAUAGGGCCGCGGCGGAGAACCCGGCCAACUUGAUGAAAUUGAUCCCUCCGGAGCAACGGCAGCAGAUGGCCGGUGGUCCUGCGAUGGGCGGCAACGACGGCCCCAUGACCACUACUAUUCAAUAUGGCCCUGGCAGAACCUCCACAAGAGGCUCUACUGGUUUUGGGCAAAGAGGCGGCGGUCCGGACACGGCCUCGAUCGCGUCCUCGAUAGACUCCGCCUCGUUGGGCUUCGCGGGUAUUGGAUUUGGCACGCCCAUGUCGCCCGAGGACAGAGCUAGUUUACUGGUCUUCGUCAAGGGCCUCGAGAGCAACUCCAACGACCCCAAAAUUGCCAGAGUGGCGCCGCAGCUCGCCAAGCACAAGAAGGCCAUCAAGAAGCUGGCGCUCGUCGGCGACCCGCGGCUGUCGGCCUGCGUCAAGGCCUACGAGCGGACGCGCGACCCCGGCGACCUCGUCGAGUCCAUCGAGAUGAUCGCCGCGGGCAUGGACUUCAACGUCGCGCCGAUGUACUAG